UUUGUGUUGUUUUUUGUAAUUAUUUAAAUUAUUUAAAUUUUAAGUGAUAAUGACUAGUUAAAAUACGAUGGAGGCUUCUUCAGACAUAACAGAUAUAUCAUUUGCCGACUUUGAGACAAAAACAACUGAGGAAAAUGAGUGCUACGAGGAGGACUGGAGGCAUCUUAAAUUGCAGAAAGCUGAGAACAUAUUUGCGUCCGACCAGACACCGACUCCCACGCGGCUGAUCAAGAACUGUGAUGAAGUAGGUCUGUUUGAGGAUUUGAACCCAUUUGAUUUGGGCUUCCAGCGUGCCACAGAGCAGAAUGUGAGUGGCACAGAGAGUCGCACAGAGCCAGUGGCCAACGACGGGGAUUCCCUGCACACGCCCCAAGUGUAUGCUGUGGAUCCGCCACCAGUUGCUGUGGAUCCUCCACCAGUUGCCGUAGAAGCAGCAGCAGCAAUAAACGAUGCUCCAAGUGAUAGCAGUCCCCUGGAUGUGGAGCAGUUACUAGCCACAACAUCGGUGCCAGCUCCUAUACCUUUGGAGGGACCACCACCCUUACAGUUGAUUCAACCGCAAGUAAUCACUUGGGUUCUGCCCUCGCAGUCACUGGCCAUGACAACAGAAGUUCCCAAAAUUAGUAAAUCAUCGGCAUCUGCGUCAACUAAUACCAUUCCCGCUCAAACUGUGCGUCCCUACAUAUUGCCGAAGCCCAGAUCGGCUCCAGUAGCCCAUAAACUGCCAUUGCCUCCACUAAUCGCCCCAAAUCCUCCACCACCUGAGCCCAGUAGUGCCAGCCUCACACCAACAUCACAAUUACCUAUUAAAGAGCGCCUAAAGGCUAUAAUUCAUAGUAACAACAAUAAGCGUACCUUUGUGCCGCCACCAAAAACCGUAAAAACCAAACCCCUUCGGGAUGAGGAUUGUAUGGAAAGGCGUCGGGCGGCGGCCACACGAUAUCGCAACAAGAUGCGUAAUGAGCACAAGGAAUUGCGGCUGCAGAAUGCGCAACUUCAGCAAGAGAAUCAGGAAUUGCGCGACAGGGUUGCCAGACUAGAGAGAGAACUGCAGCAGCAGGACAAGAACAACAAUCUGGCAGUGCCAUCUAAUCCCAUACAAAUUCCUGGCUCAGCUAUACACCUGGUCUUUAAUGUUCCCAAAAUGAUAGUUCCCACAUCUACAGGUAGUUCCAGCACGGAUAAAAAGUGAUUUAGUUAUAAGUAUAUAACCACAAGAGGUUCUAUUUAUAAAGUUCCAAAUGAAAAAAAGGAUUUUAAAAGUGAAAAGAUUUAACUAACAAUAUUUAAAACAUUCCGCAUACUAACUUCAGCCUUAUUUGUGACAUGACCUACCUAAUAAUGAUUUUCCGAUACGUCGGUCGCCUCCAGUGCCAUUUGCUUAUGUUCUACUCUUUCUUUUUGAAAUCCUUUUUACUUGGAACUUUUUUUAAGCAAUCGAUGUAAAUACAUAGUUAUAGAUAGUUUUAUCAUUUAUUUGUACACAAAAGUGCCUUAAUUUGUUUAAAAAACGAAAGAAUAUUGCAUUCAUGUCCUUCUA
Molecule: messenger RNA, 1540 nt
Organism: Drosophila willistoni
Lineage: Eukaryota; Metazoa; Arthropoda; Insecta; Diptera; Drosophilidae
Gene: Atf-2
Product: cyclic AMP-dependent transcription factor ATF-7
Exons: 3
Coding region: 68-1192 (374 amino acids)
Biological process (GO): regulation of DNA-templated transcription
Molecular function (GO): DNA-binding transcription factor activity
Source: RefSeq, a predicted model, not a curated record